Molecule: messenger RNA, 968 nt
Organism: Uranotaenia lowii
Lineage: Eukaryota; Metazoa; Arthropoda; Insecta; Diptera; Culicidae
Gene: Grx3
Product: glutaredoxin 3
Exons: 3
Coding region: 193-840 (215 amino acids)
Source: RefSeq, a predicted model, not a curated record
GCAAGGCGCUAUUGUGCUAUAGUCCAAUUCGAAUGUUGUCCCAUCACGAAACUACCUCGAAAUUUCUAUUUUUUCUUUAGCGGAAACAAGAACGAAGUGUCCCGCUGCCUGAGCCACUGGAAAUCUUUAUUUUUUCUCGUAAAAUUUGGUGAUAUAAAGUUAGUGAAAAUAGGAACCGCUUGCAGUAACACCAUGGCCGUAACAAACGUGACCAGUGCCGAACAGUAUCAGAAGUUGAUAAGCGCUCCUUCCGUCUCCGUGGUGCUGUUUAGUGCUGAAUGGGCUGAACAGUGCAAACAAAUCCUGUCGGUACUAUCGGAGAUGUCCAAACAGGCGACAUUCAGUGGGCUACAGUUCUUGGAUGUUCCGGCUGAGGAGCUAUCGGAAAUUUCCCUGAAACAUCAAAUCGAUGCGGUACCAACGGUUAUUUUUUUCAAAUCUGGUUCAGCCGUAGAUCGCAUCGACGGAGUGGACAUUGCGGCAUUGACUGCCAAAUGUCGCAAGUUCGGAGGAGCUCCAUCAAGUGCGGCGGGCUCCCUGGAAGAUCGCCUCAAAGCUCUUAUCAACCGGGGGAAGGUCAUGAUCUUCAUGAAAGGAGAUCGUAACACGCCUCGAUGCGGGUUCUCCAAGCAGCUGAUAGCUAUCAUCAACGAAACUGGGGUUCAGUAUGACACGUUCGAUAUUCUAACAGACGAGGAGGUGCGACAGGGACUGAAGACAUACUCGGAUUGGCCGACUUACCCGCAGGUUUACGUGAAGGGCGAGCUCAUUGGUGGUUUAGAUAUCAUCAAAGAGUUGUUGACUGCCGGAGAACUACAAGCGACUUUAAAUGCUGAAUAAAAUGUUGCUUAGAAAUUCUUUGGUGCUUUUGUCUUAGGUUUGAGUUUUGUGUUUGAAUGGAAAGCUUCAAGACAGUAUGCUCAAUAUGUUUCGUUAUGAUUACUCUAAUAAGUGACGAUAUAGAUUUU